UAAGCCAUUUUUCACAGGUAUCAAACAAAUGAUAAAUCGUAUAAAAAUACUCGUUUACAUUUAAAUUAAAUCGUUACAAUUCAUGGAAGACCUGUUGGCAGGAGAGAGCCGAGAAAUAGGUUUGGAAAAGAAUCGUUUAAAAAUGUUAUCGUUUUAAUUUCCCGUCGAAGACACAUAAUAUUCAGGUAUCGAGAUGGCUUACCUAGCCAAGUACGUAUUGAGAGGUUCACGCCUGGCUGCGUUUUAUAAGAGGGGGUAUAGCACAGCCUCCCCCUUCGUUUUCUCUGAAGAGGUUCGCCGGGCCAAGUCAGAGGGUAAGCCGAUUGUCGCCCUGGAGUCAACGAUCAUUACUCAUGGCAUGCCUUACCCUCAGAAUUUGGAAACAGCUAAGCAAGUUGAGAAUAUCAUUAGAGAAAGGGGUGCAGUACCAGCUACGGUGGCUAUUUUAAAAGGUCAGCUGAGUAUUGGGUUGUCUGAGGAUGAGUUGACGUACCUGGCUCAGGCCAAGGGAGUGGUGAAAGCUUCCCGCAGGGACCUGGCGCCAAUAGCCGCCGCCAAGCUGGACGGGGCCACCACAGUCGCUGGCACCAUCAUCGCAGCACAGCUUGCUGAUAUACCCGUGUUCGUUACCGGUGGCAUAGGUGGUGUGCAUCGUCACGGCGAGAACACAUUGGACAUAUCGGCGGAUUUAAACGAACUGGGACGCAGCAAUACUCUCGUCGUUUGCAGUGGAGUUAAAUCCAUAUUAGACAUCGGACGAACUCUCGAAUACUUGGAAACGCAAGGUGUUUGUGUUUGCGCGUUCGGUGAGUCGUCAGACUUCCCCGCGUUCUAUACCGCGCGGUCAGGUUUCGCAGCACCGCACCGCGUGGGCGACGCGCAGCAAGCUGCACGCGUGUUGCACGCAGCACGCCGACUGGAACUCGCGUCCGGGAUCGUUGUUGCCGUGCCGGUGCCGCAGGAGUAUGCUAUGGAUGAGAAAAUAAUAGAAGAAGCAAUCAAUAGCGCUCUCAAAGAAGCUGAUCGGAAAGGAAUUUUUGGCAAAGAAGUGACACCAUUCAUUCUAGCUGCCGUUGCCAAAGCUACGAGCGGCGCUUCGCUUAAUGCCAACAUCGCUUUAAUAAAGAACAACGCGAAAGUCGGUGCCGAUAUCGCAGUCGAAUUUAAAAAACUCAAGAACGUUGACGAUUCUAAGAAUGCGUUUAAUAUUGGAUUGUCGAAGGGCGCCGGGAAAUGUGCGCCCAAUUCUUCGAGACAUUUUCACACUUCGUGCAGUAGACGGGUUGAUGAGAGUCCUUUGUUCUCGGGCGACAUGAAGUGCGGGGCUGAUGUGUUGGUGAUCGGCGGAGCGAACGUCGACCGCGUUUAUACGUUGAGGGAAGAUGGCGUGCAGUUGGAUGGCAGCACACACGCAUGUGUCACGGAGCAGAGCGGCGGUGGCGUGGCCCGCAACAUGGCUGAGGCUCUGUGGAGGCUGCGUGGCGGCAGAACCAAGCUCCUCACUGCCGUGGGGGACGAUGCAGAUGGAGAAUACUUAGCCAACAUCGCACCAGGGUUGCUACUAGAUGAUUGUAUCGUAAAAAAUGCCAGUACACCUUCUUACGCUGCCGUAAUGGACUCUCGCGGUGAAUGCCUGAUCGGGUUGGGUGACAUGGCUUUACACAAUAAUAUCACAAUCGACCUGGUGAAUAAGCACAUCGAUGUCCUGCACGACGCCCCACUGGUGGUCCUCGACGGCAAUGUGCCUCAGGCUACUAUUGACCACGUACUAGAUGUGUGCCAACGCCAACAGAAACCUGUGUUUUUCGAACCAACAGAUAGAAGAAAAGCUGUGAAAAUCUUCGGUGGUAAAUACAACGUAAAAUACGCUUCGCCUAAUUUAUUGGAAUUACGUGCUAUGGCACAAACAGUUGGAUCAUCUCAAACAAGCAGUUCCUGUGAACUGACAGAAAUAGUAAAACUGUAUUCCAGUGUUUCAAAUGUUGUACAGUUUAUGAUUGUUACAAUGGGAUCCAGAGGAGUCAUUACAUUGAAGAACGUAGGGCAUCAAAAUGAGGCAAAAUUUUAUCCAACUGAACCAAUUAGCAAAAUUGAGAGUGUUUCAGGAGCAGGAGAUUGUUUUGCUAGUGGUUUUAUUCAUGGAAUGCUCUCUGGAUAUAAGGAAUCACACUGUAUAUUCCUUGGGUUUGAAGCAGCCAAGAUGGCACUGUUGUGCAAACACACUGUACCUUCCAAUAUACAUAUCAUUAAUAAAUCCUUGUUCAAGGAGCCUAAAUAUGAGCUAAUAAAAUAGUUUCAAGUGUAUUAAUAUAACAUUUAUUUAAGACACACAGUUUAUAAAAACAUUAAAAAAGAUUCAAAUUCUUAUUCAUUUGUUACAUACAUGUACAAAAAGCAUGAUUGAUUAACAUUCCAAUAAAAAUUAAGAUAGUAAAGCACUAUAUACUGCUGGCAUAAUAGAAAAUAUAAUAAGUUUAUAAUUAUGAUCUGAAAUUAGAUAGUAAAUGUAAUUUAUAAAUGGUAAUAGAUUCAUAGCAAUAACUAUUCCAGUCUCUUCCUACACCCAUGGGAGACAGGUAUGAAGUUAUGUAUGUAUACAGUGAGAUUCUUAUUUUCAUUUUGAAAUUAUAAAACAAAGUAUGUAACCAUAUUUAUAAUAAAUGCUUGUGCCAUUUUAAUGCUUCAAACAUGCUUGAAGCUAUGUUAAGUAUAUUUUGAUUUGAUCUUAAAAUCAACUUAUCAAUAAUAAAGUUAGUAGCUUAAUCUAGAAUGCUCUAUUUCUAUUUGAACAAAGCACUACUGUUGUAAAAACUUACAUUAAUGUAUACUCAGUCUAAACUACUAGUUAUACAAUGUAAUAUGUUGGACGGACAAUUUCAUUUACAGGCAUUGUUUAAAAUAUAAACAGUACAAAAUUAUUAGCUAAACAUUACUUGUUUACGAGUCAUAUAUUACUAAAAUAUAACAUAAAAUUUGUGUAAUAAAAAUUACAGAUCUGA
This is a messenger RNA of Spodoptera frugiperda (fall armyworm), 2999 nucleotides long. RefSeq lists its product as uncharacterized. The record is from RefSeq and is a predicted model, not a curated record. The transcript is spliced from 11 exons. Lineage: Eukaryota; Metazoa; Arthropoda; Insecta; Lepidoptera; Noctuidae. Gene Ontology annotation, molecular function: kinase activity; pseudouridylate synthase activity. The coding region runs from base 194 to 2293 and encodes 699 amino acids.